Messenger RNA from Penicillium manginii, 321 nucleotides. RefSeq names its product TFIIH complex subunit TFB5 (gene tfb5). Gene Ontology annotation, cellular component: transcription factor TFIIH core complex. Gene Ontology annotation, biological process: nucleotide-excision repair; transcription initiation at RNA polymerase II promoter. The coding region runs from base 1 to 321 and encodes 106 amino acids. The record is from RefSeq and is a predicted model, not a curated record. Lineage: Eukaryota; Fungi; Ascomycota; Eurotiomycetes; Eurotiales; Aspergillaceae. The transcript has 2 exons.
AUGCCGCGUGCCGUUCGAGGUAGCUCCCCCUUGUUUCUUGAUUCCUCUAGUUUAUGCGCUCAUUUGACUCGACUAGGUCUGCUCAUCGAAUGCGAUCCGUCAAUCAAAUCCAUGAUCCUCAAGUACGAUGAGGAGCGACACGAUUACAUCGUGGAGGACCUGGACGAUGAGAAUCACUUGGUGAUCAAGGAGAGUCAACUUCAGAACCUCAAAGUGCGACUGGAUCAGGGAGAGGCCCUUGCACAACCUUCGGUUGUACUAACCCCUUGGCAGGAUCUGGACGAAAAGAUCAUGCAACUGGACGAAUCCGAGUCAGAGUAA